AUGGGUGAAGAAAAUAAUGCAUGUGCAAAUGGAAAAAAAUCUGAAGGGGGCAAAAAGUGUCCAUAUACUACAGGAUUACCUGUGGACAGGGGCUGGGCAUGGAUAGUGUUAUUUGCUUCCUGGCUGACGAUGGCUAUCUGCCUUGGAACGUACAGAACCUAUGGAAUUUUAUUCAUUGAACUUCAAAGGAAAUUUAACUCUGAGGCCUCAACCACAGCUCUUGUUGGAAGUGUUUGCAAUACAACAUACAGCGUAACAUCCAUCCUUGUCUCCGUGGUAGGUCUUCAGCAUUUGAGCCACCGGACACUUGUAUUCACUGGUGGCUGUUUCCUGGCAUUGGCGUUCAUUUUGACAGGGUUUGCCCCAAAUGUUGAGUUCGCCAUUUUUUCACUUGGAUGUUUGGCCGGAUUAGGUCAGGGUUUCCUGAUGAUACCGACCACUGCGCUAUUAACCAAAUACUUUAACAAGAACAGAAGCUUCGCCACUGCACUGAGCGUAUCAGGGGGAGGAGUUGGUGGGCUUAUUUUCUCAGUUCUCAUAAGAAUCUUUGUUAACAAUUUUGGCUUCUCUGGUGCUUUGCUAAUUAUUGGAGGAAUAACUCUCAAUGUUCUGGUUGCGGCCUGUCUCAUGAGACCGCUUAGUUUUUAUGGUGAAACAUAUAAGAAUCGUCGUUGUGAAAAUGUUCAGCAUGAGGAUGAAAUUAGCAUUACAGAAAGAAGACCACAUAAAAACGGAAAAAUCGCUGAAAAUAUAAUAUCAGUAGAAUGCAACAAUAAGACCAAAGUAGACAUCAACGGUUGCAAAGAAAGUGUUGUUAAUCUAGAACAAAUCAAACCAUUGAUUAACAAUAGCAAUGGCAAUAACAGAAAUCUUACGAAUUCAAAGAUAGAAAAAUGUUUGCCAGAAAGUAAACCUUCCCCGUUUCUUUCCAGAUCUUUGAAACUUAAAAAUGCACGUGUAAGAACAGUUUCGGAGCACAGUAAAUUUUCGCUUGCUCAUGCUAUGGGAAGCUCUUUGUCCAUUUCAACUACUGAACUGUGUGUGUCCGUGUCAUCGAUGCUUGAUCGCAGUGGAAAAGAUGGUCCAAUUGGAAACGAAACUGCAGCAGACAAAGGAGACAGGGAAAGCAAUACCUCUGACUCACAAUUAAACAAGUGUUGCCCAAAACUUAACUUUGGUGUAAACUGUAGUGUCAUGAAGAGACCACCGUUGUUGUUGUUCUUACCCUGCUCAUUUCUCCUGGUGACAUUGUCCAGCAUCCAAGUGUUUCUACCUCCACAUGCAGUGGACUCUGGACUAUCUGAUACAGAUAGUGACUCCCUGAUAUCCAUCAUCAGCUUCAUCGACAUCUUUGCUUUGGUUGCAUGGGGUUUAUUUGCAGAUAGAGGCUUCGUAAAGAGAUUCAAAAUCAUUUCUUUGACCUCUCUCAUCGUAGCAGCAGCGACGUUUUGCAUGCCUUUGAUAGAUACCAAAACAGAGUUCAUUGUAUACAGCGUAGUAUUUGGAAUCUUUGGAAGGGCGUUUUUUGGAUUAUACCCGGUUGUAUUGGUUGACUUUCUUGGUAUUGACAAUCUCGGGAGUGCAUUAGGAGUAACUGGCCUCGUCAUGCCGUUAUGUCAAGCUAUAGAACAACCAAUCAUAGGAUUGCUAAGAGAUUCGUCCUCCUCAUAUUUAUCUGGGUUUAUGUUGAUUGCCUGCGCAGUCACUGCGGGAGGAUUGCUAAUAUGGACUUUACCAUUGGGUGCAAAGUGCGAAAAGUCAUUGAAGAAAGACGAUAUUUUAGUUUAAGGAAAAUAGUUUAUGAUAUUUAAAAGAGCUAUUUAGUUUGUGUUAGUUAUAAAUAAAACUUCAUUGAAAAGGAUGUCAGUUAACCCAAAUGAAGAACUUUGCGGAAAUAAAGAUCGGCACAGAA
Mya arenaria is the source of this 1912-nucleotide messenger RNA. RefSeq names its product monocarboxylate transporter 3-like. NCBI's taxonomy places the organism in Eukaryota, Metazoa, Mollusca, Bivalvia, Myida, Myidae. Gene Ontology annotation, molecular function: monocarboxylic acid transmembrane transporter activity. The transcript has 5 exons. Gene Ontology annotation, biological process: monocarboxylic acid transport; transmembrane transport. The record is from RefSeq and is a predicted model, not a curated record. The coding region runs from base 1 to 1788 and encodes 595 amino acids.